AGAAGAGAGGAAAGGAAAGGAAAGGAAAGGAAAAGAAAGGAAAGGAAAGGAAAGGAGGAGAAAGUGGAAGAAGAAGAAGAAGAAGAAGAAGAAGAAGAAGAAGAAGAAGAAGAAGAAGAAGAAGAAGAAAAAUAUGAAGAAGAAAAAGAGGAAGAAGACGAGAAGGAAAAAGAGGAGGACAAGGAGAUAAAAAUAAAAGAAAAAGGAGAAAAGGACGAAUACAAGAAA
This is a messenger RNA of Eriocheir sinensis (Chinese mitten crab), 228 nucleotides long. RefSeq names its product histone H3.v1-like. The annotation marks the transcript as partial. The transcript has 2 exons. The record is from RefSeq and is a predicted model, not a curated record. NCBI's taxonomy places the organism in Eukaryota, Metazoa, Arthropoda, Malacostraca, Decapoda, Varunidae.